UCGGAGAAAUCGGAUUUGUCUGCGCGAUCCGCUGGUAGUGCUUUUCUUCUGUAUUUUUUUUAUUAUUGUGGUCGAUUACAGACCCGCAUCCUAUAGCCGCGGUUCGGUGUGUAUGCGCGCGGGUACCUGUAUGUACACAGGUGUAUGUGUGCGAUCGACCAUACCCGCCAGGAGCUUUCGCGGUGGGAUCGAGGAACUCGCGUUCGAGUUGAGCGGUGCGCAUGAAGGAACUGUAAAUUCCACUAAAUCAAAACACAUACCCGCGCAGACGGAAUUAUUUGUUGUCUUUUGCUGCUGCCGCUGUUGCUUCAUCUUGGUCUUGUUGUUGCAAACACGUCGAGGGAAAAAAUUUCACCUGAAAGCAAAAAAAAGAGAAAGAUGAGCGGAACAAGAUCGUGGAGUUGCUGCUGCUGUUGCCGCACGCAAGAGCACGGUGACGCGUACGUGUCAGGUUGAGUCGGAAAUUAUUAUGCCAACGAAAAUAUCCUCAACAACAAGUGUGAAAAUGUGCCAAUGCUGGGAAAGUGCCGCGUGGUGAAUUUUUUUUCGGGAAAAGCUACAGAAUUUUGUGGAUUGAAUCGCUACCGGUGGGCUGUGAGUGAGAGAGUUAAGCGCCGCGAAAGGGAAUCCAAAUACAAACCUCCUCCUAUUGCGCUGAAAUUAUACCGAGGCGUAUGCAAAUGAGGCGGUGUUUGUGGUGAUAGCGUGGUGAAUGUAGUGACCGAAAGUGAAAGAAAGAAACACGGCAAGCGAAUGAAGAAAAAAAGGGAAGUUACGUGAGAACGAUCGAGAUCUUGAAGUAAAAGUGAAACUUCUUCUCAAGGUGGAGGAAUUCGUUUGGAUUGGAAAAUAAGCAUCACAACAAACACACACACACACGCGUUACGCGAGUUAAGACGAAAUAAGAAGAGAAUUUACAGGGACGAAAUAUUCGAGCGGAUGUUUGGCUUCUUUGUGGAAUAAUCAGCUUUGAGCAAAAGGCAUCCCGACCUUGAAACAAGCCCGGAGAACCGGCUUCCGGAAUUAAAUUGUAUCCGUGCACUCCAAUGAAGUCUGCUGAAGAUGAUCAUCCGGCAUUCUGGCACAACGAACACUAUCAGUCUGAACGCACCAGUAAGAGCGGCAUCAUCCGCGCCCACUAGCACUGCCAGACGUCAGCAACAAGAUCAUCAUUCAAUCACCAUCGUUCCCAUUUUGAUCGUCAAACAGACGACAACAACACAGACGGGGAGAAAAGAUUGCCAUCAAACCAAAAAGAUAUCCAAGAAUACAAAAUAACGAAACGCCCCCCGCUAAAUAAGCCAACGAUUUCAGUAUGAAAUUGUUUCCCCGACGAUAGAAUCGAAAACGGAUGUUGAAAAUGAAAGCGAAGGGGAAAAAUUAUCUACGGAAAGUAAAAACAGCUUACGACGAAACAAAAGCGAAUCAAACGAGCGAACGAAACUUGCGGAAGAGAAGAAUGUCGCCCAAACGAUUCAGAGUAGCAGCGAUCAUUCAGCAGACAUAUAUUUGCGGGCUGAUCGGACUGCUGGCGGUGUCGCAGCUUUCGCACGCAACUUGCGGCAAAUCAAAAGACUGUAGCGAAACUGUCGCUAACAAAUCAAAACGAUCGGCAUUGCCGAUUCUAAACGACGUCAAUGCCAGGAACAAAGAUUUCCUUUCGUUCGAAACGAACCAAGUGGAUCAGAACGAAAAGGAGUCGGUCGAACCGACGCGGCACCGAAGCGGAAAGGAUCUGCUGGACGAUUCGUUUCAAUUCAACAAAAAUAUGGCGAUGAACUUGUCGGGAAAACCUCCACAUGCGCCACCCUUCAUCAUGGCCAACAACAUAAACGGCCGGCAGAAUCCCAACCCGGAUAUUCAGGAUAUCAUCACGGGAAUUGUAAAGCUGCUGAACGGCAAUGUAAAUGUUCAUGCGAAUACUCAACCAACUCGGAGACACUCGGCCACGCGGAUAAAUAACCGAGGCCCUCCACGGAUAUCCGAGGCUCAACCUGUUCCUAACGAUUACGAUACAGACCUGAAUCCUUCGCUGACGUCCUCUCGACCUCCGUAUAGUUUCGAGAGGCCGGAUACGCCGGUUAGGCCAUUCCUGACAGGAGUGCCCCUUCCGGAGCAGAUUGUCCCCUCCAUGCAGCAAACAUAUCGGCCCGGAUUUGUGUCACAAAACCGGCCACCAUGGCAACGGCCUAAGCCACGACCCCCCAUUUCUCCAAAUCGUCGCCCGAUGCCACCAUAUAAACCCUUCCCAACUAUUGUGGAUUACUCCAAACCGGACCGUAACCCAGUGACAGUACCCCCGAGUGAGACCAAUUAUAUUGGUGAAACAACUGAGAAACCGGCGCCUGUUAUUGAAGACGUCGAAUACACGUCCAAACCGCUGAUAACCACAACGACAGAAAACGAACCACCUGAAACGACAACAACCGAUGUGACCGUCGAGAUAAAGGAGGAAACCCCCGUGGCAAUUCCGGAAAAACCCAUCUCAUCUAACAGCGCCAUGACUGAGGUUCAGUAUACCAUCGAACCAGCGGCCAGUGUCGAGCCAGCGGUUGAUCCGAGCUCGUCAGCAAUAGAACCAUUCCAAACCGAAGUGCCAAGCGUUUAUGAAAUCAACUCAAUCGAGUUCCUUCCUGCGUCUUCGGAGGCAACCGAAAGUUUCCCCUUGGAACCUUCAACAACUGACAAAAUCACUACGCUACUGAAAGAGUCAAUCACUCCAACGCAAGUUAUCACAUCGACAACGUUCUCAACCAGUUCUACCACCUUUGGUACUAGUACGACAACGACCAGCGCAACAACUUCAUUUACGACAACAACUACGCAACAAGCAGAAGAAACCAGUUCCAGCAGUUCUACCAUUCCAACGCCAGUACUUCCUACCACAGUCCACUCGACCAAGUCGAGUACCACCGACUACCGGUUUCAUCCUCGCCCUGGCCUCGUCCUCGAUGAUCCAGAUUUCAAACCCGGUGGCAACAGUCCGAUGCGUACUCAGAAUCUCUACAUCUCGAAGCCGGAGAUUCAUUCCUCGACCGGAGUCCAGCUGCCGAACUACGGGGAGAUCUUCGACGUAACACUGUCCGCCAUCCAGGGACCGGCUGGUUCCGGUUCAAAGCAGACAGUUAAGCUGAACCCAUAUUAUGGAGGAGCCCAGCACCAACUAGAUGAUGAUAGUAUCAUCCUGACGGCGAGUGGAAGCGAGGGUUUCGUGUCGAUAGACGGCAAACGGUCAUACAUAGAUCUCUUUGGUGAAUCGAAAACAGUUACUCCAGCGACAUCCACCAGUGAAACCAUCAAACCAACCAAUGUUCUUAGUCCGGGGAUCAUUGGAACUGGCUAUGCUGUCGUCGAGACAGAAAUCCCCAAAACUCAACCCAAAUCUACAGUGACGCAACCAGCACCACCGGCACCACCCCCUCCUGCAGCGCCAGCAAUUCCUCAUCCUCCGGCAGCCACCCAACAGUCACCUGUCCAUCGAGCUCCUGCCCAUCAUCGGCCCAAAUAUCCACUACCGCCAGUGCGUAUCGACACCUGUAUUGUUGGGGAUGACUCGACCUGCGAUCAAGCCCAGAACGAACGCUGCAAAACGGAAAGUGGCGUAUCGAGUUGCCACUGUCGACCGGGUUACGCUCGGCGAAAGCACCGCGAGCCUUGUCGGAGGAUCGUUUCCCUGAUGUUGUCGAUGCGGGUGGACAAAAUAUACGAGCGGCGCAUUCAGUGGGACGCCGUGCUCGCCAAUCGGGACAGCGAGAAGUACCAGCAGCUCAGCUACGAAGCGGUGCGCGCGAUGGACUCGGCGAUGUCGAUGACACCCUUCUCGGACGAGUUCCUGGAAGCGCGAGUGAACGGCAUCUACACUACGAUCCCGGCUGCGCAGGGGAUGAAGGGCGUCUUCGUCAACUACACGAUCGGUCUGGACGAGAACGCGGAGACGCUGCGGCCCCAGCUCAAGUCGGAUAUCCAGCGGCACCUGCUGGGCGUGAUCCACCGACGGAACAACAACAUUGGCAACUCGGCUCUGUACGUAGACAGCCCGACGGGGGCGGUCUCCAGUGUCCAGGAUGUAGAUGAGUGCACAUCGGAGGAGCUGAACGAUUGCGAUGAGGCCGCAAAGUGCACCAACAUGUUCGGCACCUUCCGGUGCGAGUGCGGUUUCGGCUAUCGGGACCCCUGGGCGGACCAGCCGCAGCGAGCCGGUCGCGAGUGCCUCUCGUGUCCGGACUCGUACUGCAACAAUCGGGGCACCUGUGUGUACGAUAACGCCAACAACAAGCAGGUCUGCAAGUGUCUCGGCAGCUACUAUGGCACACAGUGCGAAAUCGACGGGGAGGUGCUCGGGGUGGCGGUUGGAGCCUCGGUAGCUGCGGUGGUCAUUAUUGUCCUGACGCUGAUCUGUUUGAUCAUGUGGAGUCGCAAAUGGCAGCGCGAGCACAAGAACGCCAUGGGCAGUCCCGUGUUCGGUUAUAUGGGCGGUGGUCAAGUCAAGACCCCAGUGAUGGGACAGGCUCCGUACCAGGUCACUCUCGAGGAUCGCAUGCGAUGGGCACAGAUAGCGGACGUAAUGGCCCAGGCAAAUCAUUAUGCGGUAAUGACUUCCCACCCUGAACCAUGUCCAAAAACUGACUCAUUGUUCUAUGUGUCGACUUCACCCUCGCAGGCUGAACCAGUAGCGCCACCCCGCCCGGCGUCGGCCAUGUACGGCUACCCCAAUCUGCAGACGAUCGGUAACAUGAACACGCUUAGCAUGCACGGAACCCUGCCACCGCUACACACUGGGACGCUCCCACCAGUUCCUCUACCGAGUGCAUUCUUCAACAGGGGUCUCGGACUCAACCGAAACGGCAUGAGAACACUUGAAAACUCCAGCUCCAGCGAGGAGGAGGAUCGAGCCGAUCUACUCGGCCGAAACUUCAACGUUCCACGACCGAAGAGUAGAAGUAAUGCCAGCGUUACUUCAGGAAUUUACUACGACGUGGACUAUGCCCCGACCGGAGCGGAGCAGCUGUACGGCAUGAGUGGCACCUUGAGCGGCAGUACAACGGUUCCAACCUCGAAAUCCCAAAGUAACAUUCCGAUGAGUACGUACACCUCCGGCAGUCGACCGGUGCAGACGUCGUACUACCAAUGAGAGUCGCUCCCCCGGAACUCAGAACUCGAUCGAUCGAGAAGUGUUCAAAAUGAAACAUAGAAUCCCUCAGAAUUCCUCAGCGGAGAGUGUUCCGAUGCGCAGCAUCGAAGCUGAGACGAUAAUAAAACCGAAAUGAGAGAGCGAGUGAAGAAAAUUGAAGCGAAACGAACUUUCCUUUAGGUUUUAAGUUUAUACGUUAGCGUUGUAUAAUCAAUAAAAUUCUACGCAACACAAAAGUUACUGAACUGUUAUCUGUUCGGAGUUUUGUGUAAAUACAUCUUCAUAUAUACAUAUGUAAUGAGAGAUAGGUAGAAAGCGAAAGUGAAAAUUUCAUUGCAGUGAAAAAAAAACAUGCCUUCACAAGAGUGAAAGUAGAAUAUCGAGGCAGAGAUUAACUAUUAAGGAUGCGCUCUUUAUGUAUGUAUACUAGUAGUGAACUGCUUUCUCUAGUUUGUAGUGAAAUAUCGAUACACUGAUGCAAGUAUUAGAAAUAAAUAUUUAAGAGUCGUAUUAACA
Messenger RNA from Toxorhynchites rutilus septentrionalis, 5647 nucleotides. RefSeq lists its product as uncharacterized. The record is from RefSeq and is a predicted model, not a curated record. The coding region runs from base 1352 to 5131 and encodes 1259 amino acids. Lineage: Eukaryota; Metazoa; Arthropoda; Insecta; Diptera; Culicidae. Gene Ontology annotation, molecular function: calcium ion binding. The transcript has 6 exons.